Molecule: messenger RNA, 4848 nt
Organism: Myotis daubentonii (Daubenton's bat)
Lineage: Eukaryota; Metazoa; Chordata; Mammalia; Chiroptera; Vespertilionidae
Gene: FYB1
Product: FYN binding protein 1
Biological process (GO): T cell receptor signaling pathway; protein localization to plasma membrane; integrin-mediated signaling pathway
Cellular component (GO): plasma membrane
Molecular function (GO): lipid binding; protein binding
Source: RefSeq, a predicted model, not a curated record
ACAUCCCCGAGGCCAGGCCUCAGAAAGGGCCACAGUCCUUGGAUUCCCUGUGCUGAGCAGACACAACAGCCAAAAGUGAGAGGGUGCCCGCCCCAGGCCCCAGGAAAACCCACUGAAGGAGGCCCCGCUCCCACCUCAUUCUGCCGGAGUCAGGAUGGAAAAGCAGAUGUGAAGUCUCUCAUGGCGAAGUUCAGCGCGGUGGGCGACCCCACGGAGGAGGUCUCGGCCGGCAGCCGACCCUUCAAGGUCACCGGGCAGAAUUCCCCCUCAGGACUCCAAGCCAAAAAGAACUUCUUCAACAACCAAGGAAAUGCCAGCCCUCUGACGGGACCCAGCAGCAUGCCCAAGUUUGGGGUCCCAAAGCCACCUGUGGGGGUGAAACCUCCUCCUGAGGAAAAGCCGGAGCCGGAUCCCAAACCCCCGUUUCUGAAGCCCGCGGGAGUGGGCCAAAGAUUUGGAUCCCCGGCCCCCAGAGACCCCGAGGGGAGAGCGGCCUUUCUGAGGCCCGUAGGCCCCAAGCCCAACCCGCCCAGAGAAGAUGCCAAGCCCGCGUUCCCCCGGCCUCCUGGGAACAAGCCGGCGCUCCACGCUGGUGUCAACCAAGACCACGACCCAAAGCCACCGGGCCCGAAGCCCAGGCUUCCCCCUGCAGCCCAGGAGAGCGACCAGAAGCCAGUGUUCCCUAAGUUGUCUGGGGUGCAAGGCAAGUUUGGGUCAGCCUCCCAGGACCAGGAGCCCAAGCCCCUCUUCCCCAAGCCCCCCUUUGGCCCGAAGCCAUCCCCCAGUCUCGAUGACCCCCACGAAGGCGAGAGCCCCACUAAGAACGCGUCUCCACUCAGAGGACCCCCGGCCCCCCCAGGAUUCAGGUCCAAAACAGGCUCUUUCAGGCCAGCGAGGGAAGACCCAGACACCAAAGACCAAGGAGGCGAGACGUCAAGUUCACCUUUCCCUGGCGUGGUCCUGAAGCCGGCCGCCAGCAGGGGAGCCCCGGGCCUCUCCAGAAAAGCCGAGGACAGGAGAGAAGACAGGAAGGUGGAUGCUGCUAAGAACGUGUUCCUGGGCAAGAUGAGCCAGGAGGAGCCGCCUGCCUUGCUCCCUAAGACACCUUCCAAGGUGACGAUGGCCGGGCCCUGGGGCCAAGGUCAGGAAAAGGAAAGGGGAGACAAGAGUCUCGCCACCCCUAAGCAGAAGCCCCUGCCCCCCUUGGCUGUCCUGGGCCCCCCUCCACCGAAGCCCAGCCGACCCCCCCACGUGGACCUGGCCAAAUUCCGAAAAGCUGCUCCUGCGAACAGUAACAGCAAAGGCCAAACACCUUACUCAACAGCUUCCCUACCACCACCUCCACCAUCCCAUCCGGCCAGCCAACCGCCAUUGCCAGCUUCUCACCCAACACAACCGCCAGUCCCAAGCCUACCUCCCAGAAACAUUAAACCUCCUUUAGAUCUAAAAAGCCCUGUCAAUGAAGACAAUCAAGAUGGUGCCAUGCACUUUGAUGGUGCUGGAAAUCUAGAUGAGGAAGAAAGUGAUGGAGAAACAUAUGAAGACAUAGAAGCAUCCAAAGAACGAGAGAAGAAAAGGGAAAAGGAGGAAAAGAAGAGAUUGGAGCAGGAGAAAAAGGAACAGAAGGAGAGAGAAAAGAAAGAACAAGAGAUAAAGAAGAAGUUUAAACUAACCGGCCCCAUUGAAGUCAUCCAUCAAGCCAGAGCUUGCUGUGAUGUCAAAGGGGGCAAGAAUGAGCUGAGCUUCAAGCAAGGCGAGCCUAUUGAAAUAAUUCGCAUCACGGACAACCCGGAGGGGAAGUGGUUGGGCAGAACCACCAGGGGGUCAUAUGGCUACAUUAAAACGACUGCUGUGCAGAUUGACUAUGAUUCCUUGAGACGAAAGAAAAACUCUCUGGGUCCUCUUUCAUCGAGACCCACUGAAGAUGACCAAGAAGUGUAUGAUGAUGUGGCAGAGCAAGAUGAGGCUAGCAGCCACAGUCAGAGUGGAAGUGGAGGGAUGUUCCCACCUCCCCCAGAUGACGAUAUUUAUGAUGGGAUUGAAGAGGAAGAUGCUGAUGAUGGCUCCACACUACAGGUUGAAGAGAAGAGUAACUCCUGGUCCUGGGGGAUUUUGAAGAUUUUAAAGGGAAAAGAUGACAGAAAGAAAAGUAUACGAGAGAAACCUAAAGACUCUGAGUCAGACAAUAAUGAAGGUUCAUCUUUCCCUGCUCCUCCUAAACAAUUGGAUGUGGGGGACGAAGUCUAUGAUGAUGUUGAUGCCUCUGAUUACCCCUCGCCUUCGGCAGACAUGAGUCAAGGAGCCAAGGCCAAAACAGAAGAGAAAGACCUUAAGAAGCUAAAAAAGCAGGAAAAAGAAGAAAAAGACUUCAGGAAAAAAUUUAAAUAUGAUGGUGAAAUUAGGGUCCUGUAUUCAACCACAGUUGUUCCAUCCUUAACUUCUAAAAAGUGGGGGAACAGAGAGCUACAGGUGAAGCCUGGCGAAUCCCUCGAAGUUAUACAAAACACCGAUGAUACAAAAGUUCUCUGCAGGAAUGACGAAGGCAAAUAUGGUUAUGUCCUUAGGAGUUACUUGGUGGACAAUGAUGGAGAGAUCUAUGAUGAUAUAGCUGAUGGUUGCAUCUAUGACAAUGACUAGCCCUCAGCUUUGGUCAUUCUGCAGUGUUCAUUUGAUGCCAAUAUGAAGUCUGGGUUUUAAUUGACAUACAUGAUUGGUUAUCAUAUAAAUGAAUGCACAAAACUGCUUGUUAUCAUUUGUUGUAAAUUCUGAGUAUCUUUAUAAAGUUUUAACAUUUGGACUUGAAAAAUGACCUCUCUGUUUAAUCAACAUCUUGGAAGACUACAUCAAUGAGAUAAGAAUCAUUAAAUAUCCCAUCUCUGCCUCAGCUAAAAGGAUGAAGGCGCUUCUUUUAGACCAUCAAUAGCAACCCCCCUUCCAAAAAACAAUCAUUUGAGAAGAAAUGACUGUGUUGUCUAAAGAUAUCCAAGGAAGAAAAAUAAAGAAAUAUUUAAAAAGGCCCCGCAAGAAGAAAACUGUUGUUUGCACCUCUGAUUGUGACUAUAUCUUAUAUUCUCUAUUCAAAUGAUCUGUCUUUAAAAAGGCUGACCUCUUGUCUCUCUUGCUGGUGGGUUAAAUGAUUUUCAAAAAUUAUAAUAGUAGCAGCACUUUUGUAUAAAGUUUGCCCCUGUUUGUUAAUUGUGAAUAUGUGUUAAUUAUUUGAUAAGAAUGUAUGCAUUUUGGUAUGCACACCUAAGAUUAAAACUGUGGAAAGAUCUGAAGGUUUCUUUUUUCAGAUUCCUUCGCUGGCCUCAUAAUCCUGUGCUCUGUUUAAAGUGCUCUAAGUGAAGUAACAGUGAGGCUUACUCUAAAAUUAUGCAGAAUGGAAUUCGGAAUUUGAAAUUACCCUUUUAUGGUGCAUCUUUACUAUGAAGACUUUUUAAGAAGUUUUUGUUUUUGUUUUUCAAUUACCUCUAUGGAGCUCUUUAAAAAACCGCUUUACUGGAAAGUUAGCCAACAGAGGGAGUACAAAUUAAUCAAUCCUAGAGUUCAUAUUAGGGUGUUCCUAUUGGUACACCCUCUUCCCAAAGCAACCUAGAAUCAAAAUGUGAAGCGUUUGGGUCCCAAAUACUAAGAACACUAAACAUCAUGAUACAAAAUGCAAAACCCUGACUCCCAAGAAGACUGCGUCUGUCUGAAGAGUGACCCACGGAACUGAAAUAAUUUCAAAUGAUUGUACAGGACCUCGAAGCCUUCAUAUGGGUAAAGUAGGAUUCCCAUUAGAUGCAUUGGAAUUUGCAAAUAGAACAUCAACAUCGACUGCUCAAUUUAUACAUUCUGGAAGUGUGAGGCCCCCAGAUGAGAAGCCACUGAUCUCAAAGAUCCCCCCAAUUAUGAAAUAUUUUUUAUGUUUACCUUUUGAUGGGGAAACGAGUCUAAGCUCACAUGAUGAACUUAAUACCAGGGCCAGAAUGUUUUCUGUUUGUUAAAUUUGGUAACCAAUAUACAUAAUACACUGACAGUAUAUUUUCAGCGUUUUUUGUUUUUGUUUUUUCUGAUUGAGAACAGUAUAAAUUCCAUUGAGUAUCAGUUUUUUUUUAAAUUCCAAAUUAGAUCAAGGAAAUAUUUUAGAGUUUUGGUUUAUAAACCAAGAAAUAGGCUCACACAUCUAGGAAAGAUUUGUGUAAUAGGUUAUCAUCUUAAUAUAAAAUAAAUAUUGGAAGUAUGAAUUUUAAUGUACUAAAUAUUACUUCUGUUAUAGUUUUAUGUUUGGGAUUUGGUCAGGUAAGAUUAAUAAUACCUUCAGCAGAAAAGUUUGCCUCCGACUUCAUCAAGAAAUCUAAGCCAUCUAUCUGCCUUUCUCUCCCAUAACUUCCUGCCACAUCUGCAAGAGUCUUUCUCUCAGUCUGUCAUCACCUCUUCUUGCCUCAGCCUCAGAGGAUGGGCCAAACUUCAGUGCUCCUGAUACUUUGCCUCCGAUUUUGUGGUAGAAAUUGAGAUAACCAAGUGUAAUUUCCUUCAACUUCCAACAACAUUCAACCUUUGCCCCAUAUCCAAACACUGGCUUAGAGAAUAAGACGUUGCUUCUCGGAUUGAUAGCCACAAGCCAUUUCUUCCUCUUGCCUGCUCCCAUGUUUUCUUCCUCCCCAAUUAAUUCAUUCUCUUUCCCUUUCUCUCUCUCUCUCUCUCUCUCUCUCUCUCUCUCUCUCUCCCCCCCCCCCCCACCCUCUCUCUAUCCAUAUUUUCUUCCCUCCUUUUCUUUAUUUUACCUUCUCCCAUUGUACAGAUUCCCUCCUCUAGGCUUGCAAAUACACUGAAAUCUUUUCCAUUCCCAAAACAGCAGGAAACCUU